UCAGCCGCUGAGUCCGGGUCUAACACAUCGGCAUGACUGUCUUUGCCAACCGCUCACUUUCUUCGCUCUCGUCACUCCUGAAGUACCCAAGUACGCCUUGAUUAGAAAAGGGUCGUGUAAACAGGGGGACCACAGCGAGAGGAUACAAGUUCUUGGCAGCUUCUGUCGGAGAGGAAUCCCGUGGGAUUGUAUUUAGCGUCGUUACGGUUCCGUGUGCGGUAGAGGGAGAGUGAGUGUCAGGAUCUGUGUUUAAUAGAGAAGCUGAUCUGAGGAGCAGCAGAUCAUACGGCCUCUGUGUGCAGCUAGCUGUACGUCAGACUGAACUGUAGUUUAGCCUAGCUAGCUAGGUUAGCUGCUAGUUUAAUAAGCAACAGGCUAGCGGGCUAUGCUAGCAAGUGGCAUCGAGUUUAGUUAGCUCUUUUUAAUUUAGCUACAUUUCAGCAACACUGACAGACUCUGUUAAUUGACCUGGAGUAUUUAAAUCAGUUAGCUUAGCUAAGAUAGUUAGCUUAGUGGUAAAUGGAGCAAACGUGAGCUAGCGAGGUUGUAGCUAGCGUAGCUAGCUAACGCCUGGUUAGUUGGGUUAGUAGAGUAGUAGGGCCAGGUACAGUUUACUUAGCGCUAGCUAGCACGUAUGCUAAGCUAGCUAACGCUAGUUCGGUGUUGUUCAUCUUAUUAAGGCUGACAAAGCUAUUUAGCUAAGGAUAGACCGAAAUAAAAACAGAAGAAGACUAAAAAAACAACGUCUACGGAGUGUGACAUGCCCCCAUUCAGUAGUUAGCGGUAGCUAGGUUAGCUAAUGCUAACUGAGCUUGUUUUUACAAGCCAGCAAACUCGUAGCGAUGUCAUGAGACACACAUAUCCAAGAUAACUAGGGCUAGCUCAGUCAAACGACGUAGGCUGGAUUAUUAAGAAAUUUGGUGCAGUUUAUAACGUUAGUUAAAGUACAUGCACAGACUGUAGUGCACAAGCUAGCAGACUAGCGCUAAAUAACCACACUAAGAUAGCUAAUGUUUCUCAGUUAACUAGCAAACCCAGGUUAGCUAAUUACAGCCACCCACGUUAAUUUGUUAGUUAGGUAGCUAGCUAGCAUUAGUUAACUAGGUUAAGUGGCAGUACUGUUAAUUAUCAGUAUCUGCGUAUGUCGCUCCCUGUCUGACCUACAUGGCCAUCAAAUUUUCGCACUAAACUCGUGGGACUGGCGUUAGACAUGUCAGACAACCAGGGAAACCUAAACAACAACAACGUGCCGUUGAACAACAAUGGCGGUCCGAACCGAAUCCGCAACCCGAACAUCAACCAGAACCCCCUCAUCAACGUGCGGGACCGCCUCUUUCAUGCCCUCUUCUUUAAGAUGGCAGUCACCUAUGCCAGGCUAUUCCCACCGUCCUUUCGGAGGAUUUUCGAGUUCUUCGUGCUUCUGAAGGCUUUGUUUGUGCUGUUCAUUCUGGCCUACAUCCACAUCGCCUUCUCCCGAUCACCCAUCAACUGUCUGGAGCAUGUGCGUGAGAAAUGGCCACGUGAUGGAAUCUUGCGCGUGGAGAUCCAGCGCAACUCAAGCCGUGCGCCCAUAUUCCUGCAGUUUUACGAGACGGAAGGAUUCCAGGGGCUGGUUAAAGAAUCCAGUGGAGAUACAGAGGACACCAGCCGAGCUCCUGUUCAUCAAGAAGAGGAGGAGGAGGACGAAAUGACCAUGGAAAUGUUUGAUAACAGCUCUGUUAGGUUUGAGCUGGACAUUGAGCCGCGUCUGAAGCCGUCUCUGAGUGCUGGAGUCCCGGGCACGGGCCUGAACGACACGCAGGACCUCUCCUUCAGCCAGGCGCCCUCUAAAGGUAUGCAGCCGCUGAAGGAGACUGUCUCCGAGAUUGAGAUGCUCACUCGAGCAGUGUGGCCCCAGGAGGAGUACAUAGUGGAGUAUUCUCUGGAGUAUGGCUUUCUGAGGCUCUCCCAAACCACAAGGCAGCGUCUUAACAUUCCUGUCAUGGUGGUUACCCUGGACCCCAUGAAGGACCAGUGCUUUGGAGAUGGCUUCAGUCGCUUCCUCUUAGACGAAUUCCUUGGCUAUGAUGACAUACUAAUGUCCAGUGUUAAAGCUUUGGCAGAAAAUGAGGAGAAUAAAGGGUUCUUGAGGAAUGUGGUUUCAGGAGAACACUACCGUUUUGUUAGUAUGUGGAUGGCACGUACCUCCUACCUGGCAGCCUUUGUGAUCAUGGUGAUAUUUACCCUCUCUGUGUCCAUGCUGCUCCGCUACUCCCACCAUCAGAUUUUUGUCUUCAUAGUGGACCUCCUGCAGAUGCUCGAGAUGAACAUGACCAUUGCCUUCCCAGCAGCUCCUCUUCUCACUGUAAUUCUAGCUCUUGUCGGAAUGGAAGCAAUCAUGUCUGAGUUUUUCAAUGACACCACUACAGCAUUCUACAUCAUCCUCAUCGUGUGGCUGGCUGACCAGUACGAUGCCAUCUGCUGCCACACCAACACAAGCAAGCGCCAUUGGCUCAGGUUCUUUUAUCUGUACCAUUUUGCAUUCUACGCCUACCAUUAUCGCUUUAACGGGCAGUACAGCAGCCUGGCUCUCGUCACGUCUUGGCUCUUCAUUCAGCACUCCAUGAUCUACUUCUUCCACCAUUACGAGCUGCCAGCCAUCCUCCAGCAGAUCCGCAUCCAGGAGAUGCUGCUGCAGAACCAGCAGGCAGGACAGGGCAACCAGACGGCGCUGCAGGACAACCUGAACAACAACACCAGCGCUGUGGGCCCCGCUGGACAAGCCGCAGCAGCCAACGCUGCCGCUUCAGCCAACGGCCAAGACCGGCAGCCUGCUCCUACAUCCCAGCCGCCAGCAGACGCGUCCAGCCAGCCUGUGGCUGCUGCUGCGGCAGCGUCCAGCGAUCCCAACUGGAUGGCCGAGACGGCGGCCAUCAUCACUGAAGCCAUUAUAACAGAGGCGCUGUCAGCCCCACAUUUGGACAGUGCUUUGCUGGAGUCAACAACGUCCACCGCUGGUGCAUCCAUGGCAGUGGAGACUCAAGGCCAAAGUCAAGGUCAGAGUCAAAGCACAGGGAGCGAAAUCCAGGAUAGACAAAGUAGUUCUUCUGGAGAUCCAGAGAUCAAACCCCGGGGCUGUCCUCAAGGCCUGGGGCCACCUGGUGGUGGUGGAGGUGGUGGAGAUGGAGGAGGAGGAGGAGGAGGAGGAGGAGGAGUUGUUGUAGGAGGAGGAGAAGGAGGAGGAAAAGAUGAAGCAAGAUCAGCUCAUCCCCUCACAUACUGUAGAAAGCCAGAAGUAGAACAUGAAGCGGACACGCAGCAGUUCGCUGCAGACUGGGACGGUAAGACCGAGAGCGAAAGUCGCAACGGACCGGCGACGGCUCCUUCCUGAGCUUGGCGUUUGUUUGCUCCCGUUCCAAACUCGUGAUUCCACCUCCUUUCCUCUUCAACUAGCAGCAAACGGCAGCCGAGCUUCUUUACCCUACAAACGCAUCCGGAAACGGCCUUGAGGAGGAAGAGGAGCAUCAGCAUCAGCGAUGGAGCACAGUGUAAACGCACCCCCCUAAAGUCUGGCCAAGAACUUGGGGGACUGAACUUUUUUUUUUUUUUUUCUUUUCUUUUCUUAGAGACUUUAACGUCAGAGUAAAGUAAUCGCUUCUCGAAUUCUAUUGAAAAGACACCACAUCAGGGUGAGAUCAUUUGAAGAGUAUUGUUUAUUCGUGUGAGAUCUUUUUUUCCCCCCUCCUUUUAUAAAAAAGAAAACAAUGAUUGGUAGAUGAAGAUUGAUUGAUUGAUUGAUUGAAACACUGGGUGUGUGAUUGCAGAUUUUGACGUGUUCAGCAAUUUUACAGUCUAGUACAGUGAAUAACAUCCUGCGUCAGUCAGAUCUCAGCUUGUUGAGUUCAGAAGUUAAGUUGAGUUAAAGGUAAAAGUAUCUAGUCUCUGUUCUCAAUAAUAAUAUUUUUUUUUCAGGCCAAACAACCAGAACAAGUGGUGUGUGUAUGAUGCCAGUCUGUGAGUUAGGGGUAGGGGGGUUCUUAUGGUUUUAUGCACUAGUGGACUAGCAGAAUACACAGUGUAAGGAAGAACCCAAGCUAGACCCUUUACUUAACCUCUUCUGGAAGAAGUUCUGGAAGCUCACUAAUGUACACUUCUUUGAAUUGCAUUUUCUUUCGAAGAUAUUAAUGUUCAUUGUUGUGUCGAGGAGAGGGUAGUGAAUUCUGUAUGACAAACUAUUUGAUGAAGCUCAGCUCAGUUUUUUUUUGUUGUUGUUGCUUUGUUUUAUUUAGUUUUGUUUAAUGGUACGUCCAUCCAAACAUUAUCUGCAAGCCCUGGAGGUUAACGUUAACGUCUUUUUUCUAACUUUUGUUAAAAAAAAAAGAAA
Astyanax mexicanus (Mexican tetra) is the source of this 4363-nucleotide messenger RNA. It is a transcript of the gene tmem259, whose product is annotated as transmembrane protein 259. Bases 1211 to 3370 code for a protein of 719 amino acids. The record is from RefSeq and is a predicted model, not a curated record. NCBI's taxonomy places the organism in Eukaryota, Metazoa, Chordata, Actinopteri, Characiformes, Acestrorhamphidae. The transcript has 11 exons. Gene Ontology annotation, biological process: positive regulation of ERAD pathway; response to endoplasmic reticulum stress. Gene Ontology annotation, cellular component: endoplasmic reticulum.